AGCAGAGGGAGAUCAGCACCCUGGACAGCGGCGGCUGGUCAAUAAUAAAGCAGCCGGAGCUCCUUUCCUGCCCAGCUGCUGGGAGCACUGGGAGAGGCACAUCACCCACUAGAGGCGGAUGGAUGUCCAGUUUAAAAAAAAAUACUGACUUGUUUACAGGAUGACAGUUUUUUUCUUCUUCUUAUUCUCCAUAUUCCGGAAGUAGCUGCUGCGUUGGUUCAAUCUCCAAGCCGACCAUUUCGAGGAGGAAAAUCAGCACCAGAAGUAUCAUCACCACCAUCUAUCUGAUCCAAUAAUCAAUGCCAUUACUGCUGUGUAAUUGCUCUCGGCUGCAAAGACAUCUCCAUGCGUAUUCCUCGUCUUUUCUCGUCUCCAAUUAGAAAAAUCGCAGGGUGCCUUUAUUUUUCUGCCUCUCUCUAUCUCUUUGGCCGUAUUUUUUUUUUGUGGGCUCGCUGAUGGACAUCGAGGCGAAGAUGGGAAACAUGGGGCUUUCGGGUGUUUUUGUGUUGCCGUGUUUCCAGCGAGGCUUCUGAAAAAUGAAAAGGAAUGUGUUUUUGAUAUCGACGUGGAUGGUCGGGGUGAAUGGCUCGGAUUCUCCGUGGAUCAACCAGAGGCUUUACGAGAAGGAGAUGAAUUAGAGAGAGGGGGGAGAAAAAAAUGGACCAUGAUCUGACGCUUGGGAUGCUACAGUGAGGGACAAUUAAAAAAAAAAACAGACUUAUUAUUAUCAUCUAAAUCAAACUUCCAUUUCAUCUUUCAUUUUCUGUUUUGGAUUAUGAUUCUCGACAAGAGUCCCAGAUGUGACUGUAUGGAUGGCAGGUCGUUGUAUUUUACAUCCCAUCUUCUAUUUCCUGGCUCUGUGUUGCUCUCUCUUCCACUCGUCCACCCUCUCGCAGUCUUCUGCUUUGGGUAGCAAAACAUGUAGGCUAUUUUUUGCUGCAAGCCCAGUGCAUCUGAAAAAAGGUGUCUUUGAAGAAAAAUGGACCGUGGGAAUCAGAACCUGUGCAAGUUGUAGUGUUUUUUGUAUUCUGGGGUGCGGUGGAAGAUGCAUCUAUAGACAGCGUUUGCUGAGUUGUUUGAGUAAUGAAUAUUGAAAGAGUGUGUCGGCCAGCUGAAAGGGAAAAUCUUUCAUCCGCAUUGGCUUAGACACACAUGCCAUCAGUGGGGCGAGAGCCUUUUAUUUCUCUGGAUUCCCAAUUAAUAGGGUUGUGGUAUAAAUGAAAAUACUACAAUAAGAAUGAACAUAUUAGAAUGAACGUAUGAAUUAUAACAAUAAUAAUUAUAAUAACAAUAGAGGGAGAGGAGACAAAAACAUUUAUUUCAGUCUGGCGGAUUCUUUAUGUAGCCAAACAUGUUCAAGUAUCGGAUCCGCAUGUUUUUUAAUGAACUGAAAGUCCUGGUGUUUAUGCGAUCCGAUUCGAGACAGUCCGGCUCAGACACAGAUAGACGGCCCACCACCAUGCGAGGUCUGGGGAUGGGCGGCUGCGGUUGGCCGCCUUUCGUCGAUUGCCAUUCCCGGGAUGACGAGGAGGAGUACUACGGCAGCGACCCGCGGCCCCGCAGCCUGGCGUUUGAGGACAAGGAGCCCAAGCUGCAAGUGGGCCUGGACGCCGUGUCUCUGUCCAGCACCUCCAGCAGCCUGCUGUACCCCCAGUGCCGGAUCUGUUUCCAGGGCCUAGAGCAGGGCGAGCUGUUGAGCCCAUGCCGCUGUGACGGCUCGGUGCGCUGCACCCAUCAGCCCUGCCUCAUCCGCUGGAUCAGCGAGAGAGGAUCCUGGAGCUGCGAGCUCUGCUACUUCAAGUACCAGGUCCUGGCCAUCAGCACCAAGAACCCUCUGCAGUGGCAGGCCAUCUCUCUGACGGUGAUAGAGAAGGUGCAGAUAGCGGCCAUUAUUCUGGGUUCCCUUUUCCUCAUCGCCAGCAUCUCCUGGCUCAUCUGGUCCUCCCUCAGCCCCUCGGCCAAGUGGCAACGUCAGGACCUGCUCUUCCAAAUCUGCUACGGCAUGUACGGCUUCAUGGAUAUCGUCUGUAUAGGCCUCAUUAUCCACGAGGGAUCGUCAGUGUAUCGAAUCUUCAAACGAUGGCAGGCUGUCAAUCAGCAGUGGAAAGUACUGAACUAUGAGAAGUCAAAGGACUUGGGCGACCCGCUGAGCUCGAGCAGAAAGACGGGGGCUCUCGGCUCUCGCGGUAACCCUCACGGUCUGGCCAGCAGCAGCGGAGGGCGACAGAGCAGGAGGUUAAGAACUAUUCUGAACCACCACUGUGGAUACACCAUCCUGCACAUCCUGAGCCAACUGCGGCCCAACAACCCGCGGAUCAGCGCCACCUCCAACCGGGAGGUGGUGAUGAGGGUCACCACCGUAUGAGUUGGGCAUCCGUGAUGGGAUCGACCUCGUCUUUGUGUCCAGAUGUAAAUGAGACUCACGGACCUAAUAUGAAUUACAGACUCAUGUGGGCGCCCUUGUGAGGAGCGGAGGGACGCCACAUCAGCAGACACUUGAGGAUUUCUCCUCUUGUUUCGUACAACAAAAGGAAGCCAGAUGCUCCUUUUCAACAAUUAGAGAACUGACGAAGAUGAGGAUGCAUUCAAAGACACA
This is a messenger RNA of Cottoperca gobio, 2596 nucleotides long. RefSeq names its product membrane-associated ring finger (C3HC4) 9 (gene marchf9). The coding region runs from base 1352 to 2365 and encodes 337 amino acids. Gene Ontology annotation, molecular function: ubiquitin-protein transferase activity; zinc ion binding. The transcript has 4 exons. NCBI's taxonomy places the organism in Eukaryota, Metazoa, Chordata, Actinopteri, Perciformes, Bovichtidae. The record is from RefSeq and is a predicted model, not a curated record. Gene Ontology annotation, biological process: protein ubiquitination.